Molecule: messenger RNA, 595 nt
Organism: Microstroma glucosiphilum
Lineage: Eukaryota; Fungi; Basidiomycota; Exobasidiomycetes; Microstromatales; Microstromataceae
Exons: 1
Coding region: 116-439 (107 amino acids)
Source: RefSeq, a predicted model, not a curated record
GAUGAGUGAUGAAGGGACAGCCGAGGUAUAUAUCACGACGAGGGUAGGACGGAUCUUACAUACAUGGGUACCUAUACAACAUUGAGCACCUCAGAGAACGAGAAAAAGAGCACGGAUGCGAUCGUCUCUCCCUCUCCCUCUUCCUUCCCCCCGCUUCUUGCACAUGCUUCCCUCAUCCAUCUUCUCACGCUACCCGUCUAUCCCUCCCUUUCUGCACUUCCUCCCUCUCUCCUGCUCUCUUUCUCCCCCCCUCUCUGUCUCUUGCCCGCGUCUACCACAUCGUCUCAUCUCAUCUCACCUCGUUUUGCUUCGUAUUGUCGCACAGCACAGCAUGCUCCAUCUCUUCUCUUCGACUUCUCGUUUCUUACAUACCCAAAACCUCUCAUUGCAAUGUAAAGCGCUUUCUUCACACCUCUUCUGCUGCACCCGCUUGACGUGACCUGACGUGACCUGAACUGACGUGACGUGAACUGACUUGCGGUCCUCACAAGCAUCACCCGAGGGAUGAAUUCAGUGCAGCUGCGCAGCUCCAGAAGCGCCCGUUGGGCCUCUUGCAGCAGCAGCAGCAGCAGCAGCAGUAGCGGGCCCUGCCGAA